AUGUGCAUGUGGCGGCCCAACAUGCUCUCCCGCCCUUCUCGGCUCUCCACCCUGGCGUGCCGCCCUUUUCGUGAAGCGCGCCGCUCCUGCUGGGUCCGCCGCAGCGAGACCACCUCGUACCUUCGCGACCCACGGCGGGACCGCGAGCUCUACCUGAUUGGCACGGCACACGUCUCGCAGCGUUCCGCCGAGGAGGUCCGCGAGCUCAUCCAUCUCGUUCGUCCUGACCACGUCGCCGUCGAGCUGUGUCCGGCGCGUGCGGCGCGACUGCGGCAGGGCGACCGCGAGGCGGACUUCCUGCGAUCUCUCACCGCCGCCGCCGGUGGCCAUGGUGGGAUCGGCGCAUUUUUCGCUGCGCUCAACGGCCUCUGGAAGGCGCUCGGUCUGGUGCCGGGCGUCGACUUCAAGGCGGCGCUGGACGCCGCCGACGCGGUGCAGGCGCCGGCGCACUGCAUCGACCGCGACGUGAACGAGACGCUGCGGCUGCUGCGCGGCGCGCUCGGGGAGGUGUCGCUGCCGCGCUUGAUGACGACGACGCCGCCGCCCGAGCUCGUGGGCAGCACGCUCGGCGCGGGCGGCCUCGCCGAGGCGGUCGAGGCGCUCAAGGACCGGAGGCAGGUCGCGGCGCUGAGGCGAUUCCUCGAGGACGCCGCGCCGCCCGUGGUGGAGGUGAUGCUGCACCAGCGCGAUCGGCUGAUGGCACGCCGGCUGAGGCAGGCCUGUCCGCGGGGCGUGGCAGUGGCGGUGGUAGGCUUGGCGCACAUGGACGGCGUCGAGAGGGAGGUGCUGGCGCAAGAGGACCUAGCGGCGCUGCCGGAGAGGUAG
Messenger RNA from Emiliania huxleyi CCMP1516, 825 nucleotides. RefSeq lists its product as hypothetical. The transcript has a single exon. The record is from RefSeq and is a predicted model, not a curated record. Lineage: Eukaryota; Haptophyta; Isochrysidales; Noelaerhabdaceae. The coding region runs from base 1 to 825 and encodes 274 amino acids.